This is a messenger RNA of Ascochyta rabiei, 1974 nucleotides long. RefSeq lists its product as uncharacterized. Bases 1 to 1974 code for a protein of 657 amino acids. Lineage: Eukaryota; Fungi; Ascomycota; Dothideomycetes; Pleosporales; Didymellaceae. The record is from RefSeq and is a predicted model, not a curated record. The transcript is spliced from 4 exons.
AUGGCUUCGGACCGCCCCGGUGAUGCGGCUAAAGUUUCUCCAGCAUCUUCUGACACAGGCAGCCAGGCAAAGCCUAAGCUGAAGCGACAAAGAGUGACGCGUGAGGGCCCACCACAGCUUCAGUUUCUUGUUGCGACCAAUCCCUCGCAAUUCAGAGAUGAAGAUGCGAAGAGGAGCGUACGCUCGCAGGCUAUGAUACACUGGAGGCACGAAGAAAACAAGAAGAAGAGGAGAGGGAGCGUGGAGGUUGGCUCGAUUCCAAGCCCUCCUGCAAGCCAUACCACCCGCGGCAGACCUGUGAGAUCGGAGUAUGUCGCAUCCAGUCCUAUCCGUACACGUCGACCGAGGUCUUCUCAAAGUUCAGCUCCGUCUUGUCCAUCGGAUACCGAGCAGGAGCAGCAAGGAUAUGCGUACUCGAUCACGAAUUCGGAUCCAUUGGAUCUCAGCCCAAGCUCCAGUCACUCCUUUGACGCUGGUAGCUUAAGUUGGCAACUCACUGCGAUUGAAAACGCAAGCUGCUUCCCACAAUACCAAACGCAGAUACAAACCAUCACGGACGAAUCUGUCACUAAUUAUGAAGAGAGCAAGGAACACGAAGAACGCCAACUUCGAACGCUGAUUUAUGGCUUAGCCACAUUUCACAGUGUUAGCGGUUCCCACGAUCCUUUUGACGUAAUGCCGCAAUUUCAAAAUCCGCAGCUCAAUUCGCUGUAUCUGUCGCGCACGUGCAUGCGCGCGUUCGCUUCGGACUCGACGACGAAGAAAUGGCUGCCACUGAUGCUGUCACACCCGUAUAUCAUUCUUAGUUCUAAUAACCUAGCAUCAACAUGGCUUGAUAUGCACGAUCGGUGCUCUGGCGACAGCACGACAACAGCUUUGGUCAAAGCCGAAACCAUCACUAUGAUCAAUGAGCGUUUGGCCAACCCUGUCUUGCAGCCGGAUGACACUACUCUCAUAAUUAUCCUGCAUUUGUUCGCAGGAGAGAUGUGGGUGUGUGAUGAGGAAGUUCUGCGAAUCCACGAGAAUGGUAUUGCUACCUUCAUCACCCGACGCGGGGGUUUGCCAUCGUUUGCCCACAACAAAGCAAUGGCAGAGGUGGCUGUGGCUUGCUGCCAGCAUUGCGAUAUCUUCUGCGAAAGCGAAGUAUUGCCGCCCUUCCGGGAAAGGGUGCCUACAAGCUUCGCUCCUUUUGAAAGCAAAACAGCAGUGCCCGAAUCGCCGUUGUUCUGUCCGAGAUAUAACUACUUCACGAUUGCCAACGACGCAUACUGCUCGUCUUCUGCCCUGGAAUUGUUAUGCGAUAUGAGGGAUCUUACUAAUCUGUUCUUGAAGCAUAACGCAGCUUUGAAUGCGACAUACGAUGUUGAUGCCAUGGACAUUGAACACCUGCAUCCUAUACCUGACGACUAUGAAGCCAGAGUCCUUGAAAUCCAAAUGCGUAUGGCUUCGCGGCCGUCAGCCCAUACGCCUGGUGUGCUAGUGUCAGGGGACUGGAUAUACGAAGCAUGCCGCAUAACAGCACUGAUAUACACAGCCGCAAUCGUGAUGGGCGUACCUUUCUCUGUCGCCGCAGAUCCCAACUGCGUCGACUUAUUCGACACACCGACAUACUUUUCUAGACGUGACAGUUGCGCAGGUUCGCACAAAACUCCUCUUACCGAGGCUCUGCACGAAACACUCCAACGCACAGACACUAACAAUCUCUGGAAAAACAUGUCUGGUGCGCUUUACUGGGUGAGUGCUGUAGGUGCAGCAGCAGCUCGCACACCCAGUACGAUGAACAUGGCGCAACAAAAAAAGCCUGGAGCUGACGCCUACUCGGUCUGGGUUCGACGCUGUCUGAUUAUGACUGCAACCCGAACAAUGAUUGUUCUGGUGUUCGAACACCCUACAGCAAUCAUCACAGCGCAGAGAACAUUAUUGAAAGUGCAGGAUUUGAUCGGGACUUAUUCGCCUAGCCACCGUAGGAUCUAA